GAAGAUGGCGGCCGGGAGGGGGCCGCGCGGAGCUUGAGGGGCCGCGGCUUGGGGCGGGCGGGAGACCGGAGCAGAGAUCCCCAGGACCUCCUGGGCUGGGGAGAGGGAGCUGCCCUCUCACCCGUCCAGCCCAGGGCACAGACACCUUGGCAGGGGCGCCCUCCCGCUCUCGGCUGGGAACGGCUCACGCACCGGGUGCCCGUGUCGCCAUGGCCAGCCGCGCAGGGGAGGGCAGCAAUGCCCGCAUGAGCAUCGCCUCCCAGUUCUUCACCCAGGAGGAGGGCAGCGGCACAGACAGCAUGACAACCUCGGAGAGGGUGGUGGAUCUGUUAAACCAAGCUGCCCUGAUCAGCAACGACUCUAAAAUCAACCUCCUCAAACAGGUCCAGGAGCUAAUUAUAAACAAGGACCCCACGCUGCUGGAUAACUUCCUGGAUGAGAUCAUCGCCUUCCAGGCAGACAAAUCCAUCGAGGUGCGGAAGUUUGUCAUCGGCUUCAUAGAAGAGGCCUGCAAACGGGACAUCGAGCUGCUGCUGAAGCUCAUUGCCAACCUGAAUAUGCUGCUGAAGGAUGAGAACGUCAAUGUGGUGAAGAAGGCCAUCCUCGCCAUGACCCAGCUCUACAAGGUGGCGCUGCAGGCAUCAACCGGCCUAAGGAAAUCAACAAGUCGUAUCGGCGCACGCUGA
Gopherus evgoodei (Goodes thornscrub tortoise) is the source of this 686-nucleotide messenger RNA. Its product is annotated as symplekin-like. Gene Ontology annotation, cellular component: mRNA cleavage and polyadenylation specificity factor complex. The record is from RefSeq and is a predicted model, not a curated record. Bases 210 to 686 code for a protein of 158 amino acids. NCBI's taxonomy places the organism in Eukaryota, Metazoa, Chordata, Testudines, Testudinidae. The transcript has 7 exons.